Molecule: messenger RNA, 1233 nt
Organism: Drosophila ficusphila
Lineage: Eukaryota; Metazoa; Arthropoda; Insecta; Diptera; Drosophilidae
Product: probable deoxyhypusine synthase
Exons: 2
Coding region: 99-1205 (368 amino acids)
Biological process (GO): peptidyl-hypusine biosynthetic process
Cellular component (GO): cytoplasm
Molecular function (GO): deoxyhypusine synthase activity
Source: RefSeq, a predicted model, not a curated record
AUCUCUAAGAGAAACCAGGGCUGGCAUCAGCAGCACAUGUCGAAUUUCGGAGUUACCUUUCUGCGUGUUGUUUAUUUUGAAUUGCAAGGAUUUGGACCAUGUCAACGGAGCCAGCGGUUGCCAAGGAUGCGGUGUUGAAGCGCAGUGAAGCUCUGGCGAAGGACACCCCUCAAGUGCGGGGCUACGACUUCAACGAUGGCGUAGACUACAGCAAACUCUUCGAGAGCUACGUAAAUACCGGGUUUCAGGCAACAAAUCUCGGUCUGGCUAUUCGGGAAAUAAACAGAAUGCUGGAUUGCAGGGACCAGCCGCUGGAUGCAGAUCAAGAGGACAGUCAUGAAACCGAUGACUUCAUCCGUCGGAGGAGCAAGUGCACCGUGUUUCUGGGCUUCACAUCCAAUUUGGUAUCAUCGGGCAUGCGGGAGACCAUUCGCUUCCUGGCCGAGCACCGUAUGAUAGACUGCAUUGUGACCACAGCUGGCGGCGUUGAGGAGGAUUUCAUCAAGUGCCUGGCACCCACGUUCAUGGGAUCCUUCGAGUUGAGUGGCAGGGAUCUGCGUGACCGAGGAAUCAACAGGAUUGGCAACUUGUUAGUGCCUAACGACAACUAUUGCAAGUUCGAGGACUGGGUGAUGCCGCUGUUAGACGAGAUGUUGGAGGAGCAGAAAUCCAAAGGAACUGUCUGGUCGCCUUCUAAGAUUAUCCAUCGACUGGGCGAGCGUAUUGGCGAUCCUAGUUCUAUCUACUACUGGGCAGCCAAGAAUCAAAUACCAGUCUUCUGUCCCGCACUGACUGAUGGCAGUCUGGGCGACAUGAUGUACUUCCACUCCUUCCGGCAUCCUGGACUCGUGGUGGACAUCCUGUCAGACUUGCGGAGGCUAAACACCAUGGCCGUGAAGGCUGUCAACAGUGGGAUGAUCAUCGUGGGUGGUGGCGUCAUUAAGCAUCAUAUCUGCAAUGCAAAUCUUAUGCGAAACGGUGCCGAUUUCUCGGUCUUCAUUAAUACCGCCUCGGAGUUCGAUGGCAGCGAUAGUGGCGCCCGGCCGGACGAAGCCAUAUCCUGGGGCAAGAUCCGGAAGGAUGCCACACCCGUUAAAGUCUACGCCGAGGCCAGUUUGGUCUUUCCGUUAAUAGUGGGCGAAACCUUUGCAAAGCGACACCAUUGCUCUGGCAAAGAGUUGCCUCGCGAGACUAACCAAGUGUAAAUAUAUACGAAAAACAAGGACAACGCAA